AUGACAGACGACAAAAAGACCUGGCUUAUCACUGGGGCAUCGUCAGGCCUAGGCAAGUCAAUCUCUUUGGAGGUAUUGAGAGGCGGCCAUAAAGUCAUCGGAACCACCCGAGACAUUCCAAAUGCUGAAGCAACACACCCCGAGUUCUCGGUCAAAGGCGGAAUCUGGUUGGAACUAGACCCUAGCAAUAAAAAUGCUUACGAUCAAUUUAGUCAAUGUUUCCAGAAAUAUAGCGUGGAUGUUCUAGUGAACAACGCCGGGUAUGCCUUCAUCGGCGCCGUUGAAGAUACUAGCGAAGAAGAAUUACGCAAUCAGAUGGAAAUCAAUUUUUAUGGACCCCUUCGAACUGUUCGGGCGUGCCUACCGUUCAUGCGUGCCAAAAGAUCCGGCCAUAUUAUCUUGAUCAGCAGCGGUGCUGGAUUCAUAGCCCGUCCUGGACGCGCCGCGUAUUCUGCCAGCAAAUUCGCGAUCGAGGCCAUUCAUGAGUCUCUUGCUCAGGAGGUGACAAAAUUUGACAUCAAAGUCUUGAUAGUGGAGCCAGGCGCCUUCCGUACACCCUUUUCUAGCCGUAUUGUGACCCCAAAGCAGUUUGAAGCUGGCUUUAGCGAGGCUUAUAAAGGAACUCUGGUUGAAAAUAUGGUGACUGGGUCCCGAGGCCUUACGACUAUUCCAGAUUACUUCCGAGGUGAUCCUGACAAGGCUGCACGGGAAAUCAUCAAGGCGACUAACUCGGAUCAUAAAUAUCUACGGAUGCCGUUGGGCAGCGACUGUUUGGCUGCUUUGGAGCUAAAGAUCGGGAGCUUAAAAGGGGAUCUUGAGGCGACUAGACCUAUGGCCACAGCCACCGACAUUGACUAG
Messenger RNA from Penicillium angulare, 858 nucleotides. Its product is annotated as SDR family oxidoreductase. The transcript is spliced from 3 exons. Gene Ontology annotation, molecular function: oxidoreductase activity. The record is from RefSeq and is a predicted model, not a curated record. The coding region runs from base 1 to 858 and encodes 285 amino acids. NCBI's taxonomy places the organism in Eukaryota, Fungi, Ascomycota, Eurotiomycetes, Eurotiales, Aspergillaceae.